CCUGGACCUGCCCCAGCACGGAAGUGCUCCGGGGUCCGUGGGGAGUAGGAUAGGCAGUUGGCGGAGCGGCCUUCGCGCGCCACGAUGCUGAACAUGUGGAAGGUGCGGGAGCUGGUGGACAAAGCCACCAAUGUGGUUAUGAAUUAUUCAGAAAUUGAGUCUAAGGUUCGAGAAGCAACGAAUGAUGAUCCUUGGGGACCUUCUGGGCAACUCAUGGGAGAGAUUGCCAAGGCUACAUUUAUGUAUGAACAGUUUCCAGAACUUAUGAAUAUGCUUUGGUCACGGAUGUUAAAAGACAACAAAAAGAAUUGGAGAAGAGUUUAUAAGUCGUUGCUGCUCCUAGCUUACCUCAUAAGGAAUGGAUCAGAGCGUGUUGUUACAAGUGCCAGAGAACACAUUUAUGAUUUGCGAUCUCUGGAAAAUUACCACUUUGUAGAUGAACAUGGCAAGGAUCAGGGUAUAAAUAUUCGCCAGAAAGUGAAAGAGUUAGUUGAAUUUGCCCAGGAUGAUGAUAGACUUCGUGAAGAGCGGAAGAAAGCAAAGAAAAACAAAGACAAAUAUGUUGGGGUUUCCUCAGACAGUGUUGGAGGAUUCAGAUACAGUGAAAGAUAUGAUCCUGAGCCCAAAUCAAAAUGGGAUGAGGAGUGGGAUAAAAACAAGAGUGCUUUUCCAUUCAGUGAUAAAUUAGGUGAAUUGAGUGAUAAAAUUGGAAGCACGAUUGAUGACACCAUCAGCAAGUUCCGGAGGAAAGAUAGAGAAGACUCUCCAGAAAGAUGCAGCGACAGUGAUGAAGAAAAGAAAGCGAGAAGAGGCAGAUCUCCCAAAGGUGAAUUCAAAGAUGAAGAGGAGACUGUGACGACAAAGCAUAUCCAUAUCACACAGUCCACAGAGACCACUACAACCAGACACAAGCGCACAGCAAAUCCUUCCAAAACCAUUGAUCUAGGAGCAGCAGCACAUUACACAGGGGACAAAGCAAGUCCAGAUCAGAAUGCUUCAACCCAUACACCUCAGUCUUCAGUUAAGACUUUAGUGCCUAGCAGCAAGUCAUCUGGUGACCUUGUUGAUCUGUUUGAUGGCGCCAGCCAAACAGCAGGAGGAUCAGCUGAUUUGUUUGGCGGAUUUGCUGACUUUGGCUCAGCUGUUGCGUCAGGCAGUUUGCCUUCCCAAGUUACUUGAACAAGUGGGAAUGGAGACUUUGGUGACUGGAGUGCCUUCAACCAAGCCCAGUCAGGCCCUGUUGCUUCCAGUGGCGAGCUCUUUGGCAGUGCCUCACAGCCAGCUCUAGAACUAUUCAGUGGCUCACAGCCAACAUUAGCCCCACCUCCUCCUGCCUCAAAUUCUUCAGACCUAUUUGAUUUUAUGGGCUCAUCCCAAACUACUAUGACAUCUUCCCAGAGUAUGAAUUUCUCCAUGAUGAGCACUAAUACAGUAGGGCUUGGUUUGCCCAUGUCAAGGUCACAGAAUACAGAUAUGGUCCAGAAAUCAGUCAGCAAAAACCUGCCCUCCACUUGGUCUGACCCCAGUGUAAACAUCAGCCUAGACAACUUACUACCUGGUAUGCAGCCUUCCAAACCCCAGCAGCCGUCACUCAAUACAAUGAUUCAACAACAGAAUAUGCAGCAGCCUAUGAAUGUGAUGACACAGAGUUUUGGAGCUGUGAACCUCAGUUCUCCAUCAAAUAUGCUUCCUGUCCGGCCCCAAACUAGCCCUUUAAUGGGGGGACCCAUGCCUGUGAGCAUGCCCAAUGUGAUGACUGGCACCAUGGGAAUGGCUCCUCUUGGAAAUACUCCGAUGAUGAACCAGAGCAUGAUGGGCAUGAACAUGAACAUAGGGAUGCCUUCUCCUGGGAUGGGCCUCUCAGGCACGAUGGGAAUGGGUAUGCCCAAUAUAGCCAUGACUUCUGGAACUGUGCAACCCAAGCAAGAUGCCUUUGCAAAUUUUACCAACUUUAGCAAAUAG
Molecule: messenger RNA, 1962 nt
Organism: Elephantulus edwardii (Cape elephant shrew)
Lineage: Eukaryota; Metazoa; Chordata; Mammalia; Macroscelidea; Macroscelididae
Gene: CLINT1
Product: clathrin interactor 1
Exons: 13
Biological process (GO): endocytosis
Cellular component (GO): plasma membrane; endosome; clathrin vesicle coat
Molecular function (GO): phospholipid binding; clathrin binding
Source: RefSeq, a predicted model, not a curated record